Messenger RNA from Protopolystoma xenopodis, 534 nucleotides. The record is from the annotation of a GenBank genome assembly. NCBI's taxonomy places the organism in Eukaryota, Metazoa, Platyhelminthes, Monogenea, Polystomatidea, Polystomatidae.
AUGGAACUAGUGCUAGUAUUACUUAUCUUGUCAAUUCAGCCAUUGUUUGGUUUGGGAUUUUCGUUUCUAGACGCAUCUAGUCUAUAUGCAUCAUUACUCCAUGAAAAAGAUUUAUCUGAACUCCAUUUGACCUUGCUGGAAAUUAAAUCUUCUUUUAGUGCUAAGUAUUUUGGAAAAGCCCUGAACAACGAUAUUUUGCCAGAUUUUGAUAUAGACGUUAGCGAGUUAUGCAAAGAUGAUCUCACUACUAUUUUUAAUGGAAUUAGAAAUACGGAAGACUGGGCGCUGCAAUGGCUUGAUGCAAUGGGUAAGCCAACACCGGCAAUCACGCAUGGCGGAAUUAAUUGGCCUGGCAGUUACGAACAGUGUCAGCAAGUUUAUUUCCAAAAUUAUACAAGCGAAAACCAAGGCCAUUAUUGUACCAUCAAAGUUCCUUUGUUAAACAAUAGCAUCUUGAUGUUAAACAUCGGAGUUUGUGCUCCAUCCUCGUGCAAUAAAUCGGAAGUUAUUAAUGCCAUGAAUGUUGGUAAUUAA